AUGGCUCAAGCACAACAACCCAAAACUCCUUUGGAGAUUCUGCAAAUUCAGAUCAAUGCGAUCCUUAUAGAGACUGGCAAAGCUCUUCGCGCCACAGGUAUAGAGGGAGGAAAAUCUAUGGCCAUUUCCGCCAUAAGACUACACUCGACUAUUCCAUCUAUAACCGACAAUUUCCACCGAGCGUUGGACGAUCUUGAAGCUGAGAUUAUACGGGCAAAAUCUGUUUUGGGUCGAGAUUUAGAGGAAUUGCGAUCGAAACGAAUUGCGGCAGAGAACCCGCCUGCUCAAAACAUCGAGAUCCCCGUCGCACAUGAGCCCACACCACCUCCGCAUAUCCCAUACGAAGAUAUACCUUCAGCAAUAAAGCAAGAGACGAUCCAAGACAACAAUUCCAUGCCAACAAUUGCGAAGGAAGAGGAACCCCCAAUCAAAAAUGAAAUGUCGAAAGAAAUUAGAGAUGAGGAAGAGAUGAAAGAGCCCACGAUUUUAUCUCCACCCAGUACAAACGACAACAAGUCCCAACCAAUUGGCCUUGGAAUAAACACUACGCUUCAGGCCUCUACAGACGCCCCUGCAACGGCCACAGGAGGCGGACAAGAUUCUUCAAUCGAUUCCCUUUUCGAUAAUCCAGACAGCGCUACCAACGUAGAUUCCGCAGCUCUCAACUUCGACAGCAUGGAUUUUUCAAUGCUGGACACAGCCACCAAUACUCAAAGUCAAGAUAAUAACCACACACAAAAUACCGAGUUCGACCUCUCAACAUUUGGGAGCAAUCCUCAAGAUUUCAACAUGAACGAUUUACAACCUUCUAACGAGGCUUCUUCUAAUAAUAAUAAUAACAAUAAUAAUCACAAUAGCGCAAACAUCACUACGACAACUGCUAAAGGAGAUAUGAUGGAUGAUAUCCUGAACAUGGCUGCUGGCAACGAUACGAAUGACAACAAUAAUGACAAUAAUAAUAACAUGGACAUGGACUCAAAUCUUGAUAAUAUGGUCGGAGCCGACGAAAGUGUAUUUGAUGAUUUAUUCUUUGGGAAUGAUGACGAUGGAAAUGUUGGAGGAGAAAUAGGCGAAAUGGAGCAUGGUCAAUUUGACAGUGCAUUCUUUGGUAUUGACUAA
Molecule: messenger RNA, 1119 nt
Organism: Botrytis fragariae
Lineage: Eukaryota; Fungi; Ascomycota; Leotiomycetes; Helotiales; Sclerotiniaceae
Exons: 3
Coding region: 1-1119 (372 amino acids)
Source: RefSeq, a predicted model, not a curated record